This is a messenger RNA of Belonocnema kinseyi, 10660 nucleotides long. RefSeq names its product terminal nucleotidyltransferase 5C. Gene Ontology annotation, biological process: mRNA stabilization. Gene Ontology annotation, molecular function: RNA binding; poly(A) RNA polymerase activity. NCBI's taxonomy places the organism in Eukaryota, Metazoa, Arthropoda, Insecta, Hymenoptera, Cynipidae. The transcript has 2 exons. Bases 504 to 1847 code for a protein of 447 amino acids. The record is from RefSeq and is a predicted model, not a curated record.
CACGGCGACUUGGCGCGCCGUUGAUGUGUAACUAACUUACGUCUCGCUACCUUUGGAUUUACUCUCCGAGACCCGAGUAUAGUAUCGGUAUCAGCGCAGUCACGAAAACGCGACAGCGAAGUAGUACCAGCGGUUAAAACCGUCGCCGGACCUGCCGGCCGGCAGAACUCCAAUUCUCAUUGUGCCGCGACAUUCUCAUUUGGACGGGUGCAAAAUUUCCGCCUCGUCGCAAAUCUCCACAGUGUACGCGACAGUGCAGUUUCCUACCCAAACUUCUGGACUGUGUUAAUCAGUUUCCUCUAAGCCAAACUUCGGACUGUGUUUAUUAAUUAUUUGAAAAACAAAAAAUUAUUAAACAAACGGAAGGACGAAAUCUUCGCCCAAUCUGCCCUCAAGUUUAUCGACCAAGUGAUCAACUUUCCUACGAGUAACAGUGCAACAGUGUAGGAGAAACGUUCGAAAAUUCUUCUGUUCUGAACUUCGGCAAGGAAUACCAGGUCGCUAUGGAGUCCCACUGCCAGGCGAAUGGCAGCAAUAGAAAACUGAACGACGAGGACACCACCUACCCCUAUCUCGACGUCAACACCGACGACAUUGAAGAAAACUCUGACAACAAUGGCGCCAACAAUAAUAAUAUCAACAAAACCAACCAAAACAACAACACCGUGUGCACCGACCCUCAACAAAGGCUCGCCGUCCUGAGCUUCGAACAAGUUCGUCGGCUCAACGAUGUCAUGAACGAGGUCGUCAGCAUUCAUGGAAGGGGGAACUUCCCGACCCUGGAAGUGCGUUUACGAGAUCUCGUGACCGUGGUGAGGAGCAAACUCGAGGCGGAUCCAAGUAACGGUGGAGCUGGUAUGAAGGUGCGCGACAUCCGGUUGAACGGCGGAGCAGCCUCGCACGUCCUCGCGACUGAAUCGCAGCCCUACAAUGACUUAGAUCUCAUCUUCGCGGUAGAGCUGUCGAGCGGCCGCAAUUACGACAAAGUCAAGGCGGCCGUGCUAGGUUCCUUGUUCGACCUGUUGCCGGAAGGCGUCAGCCGCAAACGCAUCACUACCUGCAGCCUCAAAGAAGCCUACGUCAGCAAAAUGGUCAAGGUAAACAACGAGGGUGAUAGAUGGUCCCUCAUCUCCCUGGGCAACAACCGAGGCCACCGCAAUGUGGAACUCAAGUUCGUCGACUCGAUGAGGCGACAAUUUGAAUUUUCCGUUGACUCCUUUCAAAUUGUUCUCGACUCACUCCUGUUGUUCUACAAAUGCAGCAAGCUACCCAUCGGCGAGAAUUUCUACCCAACCGUAGUUGGAGAAUCCGUCUACGGGGACUUUCAGGAGGCCCUCUACCACCUGCACAAGAAGCUCAUUUCGACAAGGCACCCGGAGGAGAUCCGAGGUGGCGGUCUCCUCAAGUAUUGCAACCUUCUCGUAAAGAUGUACAAACCCUCCCAACCGGACUACAUCAAGACCCUCGAGCGGUACAUGUGUUCGCGAUUCUUCAUAGACUUUCCGGAUAUAAGCCAGCAGCGUGCCAAGCUCGAGAACUACCUUUGGAACCACUUUGUUGGACCCGAGGAGGAGGCCCUCAAGUACCAAUAUUUGAUACUCCUGCAUAGCGUUGUUGAAGAGUCAACGGUUUGUCUGAUGGGACACGAGCGAAGACAGACGCUAGCACUUAUUGAAAAUCUGGCUUAUCAAGUCCUCUGCGAGGAGCAACAACGGCUUUCCAAUCAGCAGGCACCGACGGGACCUGCUCCUACCUAUGUCUAUGCUAAUGGAUAUUACUACACCCCAGUGAUACCGACUGCGUGCUACACCUGCACCUGCAACUCCUGGAUGGCCUGCUCGUCGUGAUCCCAAAUUCAGUCGAGGGAAGCGUGACGAUCCAGGCGACAAAACGGGCAGAGGUGAUCAUUUUUCGAUCUAGUUGACUCGCCUACCUACCCAUCACACACAUACCUAUCUACCUACACCUAUUAGUUUCUGGUAGUUCACGGAACCAGCGAACCAAAAAAGCUUCGUUGACGAAUCAAGAUGAGGAGGAACGAGGAGAAACGGGGCGAAGAUUCAACUGGACUCCCUGUUAGAAGUGUUAAUCAUCAUCAGCUCGAGAGUGUUUCUCGUGGUGCUGAUAGUGAUGAAGAACGACAAUUACGUGUCCGGGAUCGAUUACGAGAGAUCUUUAUGAAAUCCCAAACAGUGCUGUGCGCAAAAACCGUACGGAGUGCCGCGUCAUGUCGAUCCAGUGGCCAAUACCGUCGGAGCGUAGCAUUUGAGACCUAGUGGUAGCGGUGGGUCAAAUUGUGAACUAAAAGUGAAAUUUGGUAUGUUUGUUCUUUAUGACCUUGGAUAACUUUUAAGAAGGGGUACUAGCUAUUUAAAAAAUGAAACUUGGAAUUGGUGAAUGAAUUAUAAAGUUUGGGUUCGUAGCUUAUUUUUAUUAUCAGGUAGACAUAAUGAGUCAUGUCUACAUUAGUUUGACAAGAUAAUCAAAAUAUUACCGUUAACCUAGAGGAGCACGUUUAAAAAAAUAGUUUGGUAUUUACAAUAAUUACACUCUGAAUUGAACUUCUUUUGUGAAAAACGAACAUCUCUUUAUAAAAUGAUACUAAAACAAUCGUAGCGCUAUUGCAAAUGUAGAAAAUCGGAUAUUAUUGUUAACAAUAGUAUCUUCAAAUCUCCAUGAUCUCACUUGAAUUAAUAUAAAUAGUAAAAUACUCUUUGAUUUUUAUUAAAUUAAUUUAACUUCAAUUAAAUGCCAUUUAAUACGCCUCCAAUUCACAGGACUUCACUGCAAUUCAUGUGAAUCUACUUCAAUCCAGUUCAAUUCAUUAAACUGACUUAAAAUGAUUUGAAUUCACAUAAAUUUUGUUGAUUUAACUCUAAGUAACUUGAAUUCCAUGAAACUUACUUCAAUUCCCUUGAAUUCCUUUGUAUUCAAUGCAAUUUAAUUGAAAUCAUUUUAACUCAUUUGAAUUCCAUUGCAUUAAUCAUAUUCACUUAAAUGAACUCGUAUUCACUUAAAUUUGGUCUUUUUUUAAGUGCUUCGGGUAAUCUUUUAUUUCAAUUCAACUGAAUUAUCUUGAGUGUUCUUAAAUUCGCGUCAAAUAAAAGCGUAUAAUCAAUAAAUAUUUAAAAACAAGAAAUCCGAAUUCCGUUCACUGAAUUAAAAAAAAAACUUUUUAUAUAACACAUUAAUAAGAUCUUAAACACCACAUUAAAGUUUGAAAAUGUAUUGUAUAAAAUUACUAAUCAAAUAAAAAUUUUACUUUAUAACAAUAUCCCGUUUAAAAAAAAUGUUAUAGAUUUCUAUUUCGACUUUCGUUUACCACUCUUUUAAUUUUGUUCAACCGAUAUUUUGUGAUAUUUUGUUCGAAAACAUAUCAAAAAAAGAUUGUAUUGUCUAUCUUGUCAAAUUAAUGUAAAAUAGCAACUCAUCCACUUGAAAAUGUAACGAAAAAAGUAUCAUUUUAUCCAGAUAAUGUGGCAACAACUAAUACAUAGAAUACUGGACUAAUAUUAGCAUUUGUAAUAUAUUCAAAAACUACAAAUUAAACACUUCCUUGCCUCUCGACAAAAGUUCUCUAAAAUCCCAAGCCAAAUUUCAAUCGAAGUUCAUAGUUUGCCCCAAAUGUAAAAUUUAUUCAAAAAACCGCUACCAUUAACUGCAAUAUUUUCAAGUCAUUCCGACUAACGCAGUUCGAGAACGCCUCAUAUAUACUCAUGGUCGAGACAGAUUAGAGAAUGAUAACACGAAUGAAAGAUACCGAGAAAACUAGCUAGUACGAAUGUUAAAUAGAUAGAUGGGAAGGUAAUAGGAAAAAAUAGCGAGAGACAACUGUCCCGGUCGCUGUUAAAUACUCGUUCUGAUUCCGAAUAUGAGGCACUAGACACAUUUCGGAGAAGAGGCGUUUUCUAUGCAUAUACGUAUAAAUAUACACAUAGCUAUUUAAAGAAAAAAUCUACAUACAAACAUACAUGAUGCAUAUUAUCUAUAAAUGAAUUAUUAUUAUUAAUUAAUUAAUUAAUGUGUGGCUGUGAACACAUUUCAUUUAGUUUCUAUGUUGUAAGAUCGUUGACAUAAAAGGGAAAACAAUGUGAGAUACCAAAUCAACGUCUCGAGCUCGAAUUACAACGGUUAUUAUUACCGCAGCCUGAAUUUCGUAGGCGACAUACGAAACAGCCACACAAUGCUCCACGGACGUUUUUGAAAAUACCAUAUAACAUGUCCUUUGAGGCGUCCUUUAUUUACGAGUCCGACAUUUUCGGGUGACUUAAAUAGUAGUCGAGAACACUCAUCGUUAAACUGGCAUUUUACACUCUCUGUAGUCUUAAAACAUUUAACCCGACACCAGAGUAUCGCACAGGGUGUAACAUAGUUCAUUUCGCAUUCCGUUUUCCUCGAUCCCUUGAAAAUCGGCUUCAUUUUUCCACACAAUCACCCUCCGAAAUCCAAAAUUUGAAUCGGAAGACUUGUCUUAGUGGAAAAAUUCGCCGAGGUUGAAGGAGUUCGAGAUCAAUGCUCAUGGAAAGCAGCAGCAAAUUUUUUGAUUGAGUUGUAUCCUUACCAAGAUUUUAUCUUAACUUUGAAGUUUUGUUUCUUUCUAGCUCCAUGAUUUGACUUAUAAUUUCUAUCUAACCAUUUCUUUAUUCUCCGGAUGCACCCCUAGCACUAAUCUCUUUUUAUGUUGGGAUUGAAGUUUUGAUUUGAAUUUAAAAAGUUUUCAGCUCAUGAGGAUCUCAGGCUUUAAGAAAUGAACUCCAGGACGGAAUCCAAAGCUAAUUCAAAUGCUUUAGUUCUCAUGAUUAAGAGAUCAUUGAAUCACUCAAGAAAAAAACUCAGAUAAUCCUCUCUUUAAUCAAAGGAAGGAUGAAGCAAAAUUGUCCAGAAAGUAUGUUUUCUUUUGAGUCGAAAAUUCGAUGAUGAUGUUAUCGAACAUUAUUGGAUAGGACACUUAUUUAUUGAUGUUUGUUUGAGAGAGUUGAAUUAUCUUUGAUGAUAUAUCUUGGUCACUGCAUUUUUCUUCAAUAGUUCUCGAUUCGGUUAGUCAGUCUCUACUUUUUUCCUGAAACUUAAACCAUGGGUUAUGCUUUGUUCCUAAAAAGAGAAAAUCCCUUUUUUUUAUUCCAAUGAAUUUUUCAUUCCAUUCAAUUCUGAAUCUGCCUUUUUGGAUAAAGCGUUUUUCUAAAAGUCAUAAUCUGAUGAUGAGAAAUUGUUAAUCAUGAUACCGAAUCAGCUUCAGGGACUUUGAACCGAUGAAUGUAAAUCAAGUGGCUUCAUUUCUUCUUGUCUAUUCCUUUUUUUGGCUCAUCCGGCUUUAAGGACCCUUUCAGAAAUUAUUAAUCUCCAAGAAUCCCCCGACUGGCUCUAGCGGAUAAUUUUUGGCAUUCAAUUCUAAAGAUGAUCAAGUAGACUGCGAGUGAUUCGGUUUCUUCUUGAGUUUGCAUAACUUCAUUAGAUACGACAAUUAUUUAAUAAGGUUGAGGAUGUUGUGCUUAUAUGUUACGAUCUCAGCUAGCUCGGAUCGAUAUCGUCUGGUGACCCCGUUAGUUGGCUUGCUCGCUCCCGCUCACUCACGCCCACAUACACAGGCGAACGUCGACUCUUGCUCAUUCGCUACUCGCUCGCUCACUCUUCCUUUCGAACGCAGGCGAAAGUAAGAUCAAAUAAAAAAUCUAGAAACUGGUUUUUCAGGUAUCGCACUAAUGCUAAAGAGGCAGUCGACAGUGCCACUCUAUGCCUCUGUCCUCCACAAUAUGCAUCUAUAUACUGGUUCCCCAUGUUUAUUGUACCGAGGUCGGAUCGCUUUCGUAUUCUUAUUCCUAUCCCUUUCGUAUUAUUUUUUCUAUCCCCUUCGAUCGGCACCCAGAGCUUCUGGAGGUCACCUUUCAACCUGUCACGCUACCAAAAUCAAAAAUUUGUAUUGAUGAACUCUGUCAACUUUUUCAUCAUCCAAGGGGAAAUUGACAUGGCCAAGUACAAGAUGAUGCAAGAGUUUGUAGAUCCGUUAUAGCUGAUAGCUGAGGAAUCAUCCAAAGAGAGCUGAAUCUUGUAUUUGAAACUAAAAAAAGUCUAUACAAAAUUACCUUCAGGACUGAUUGAUGAAUUAGAAUUAUUAAAUAGAAUGGCUAGGAGGAAGGGUUUAUAUCGUGUUAGUUUUGAGUGUAACCUGUAACUCACAAAACAAUGAAGACAUUGUAAUUAGAGACCAUUUUUUUUACAAACUUCCAAAUACAUUUUUGCUAAUUGAUUCUAGUUUGUUCCACGCUAGGAAAUUCAAUAAAAGGCACUUGUGUCCUCGCUAACUUAGGCAUCGCCGAAUGUCGACGCCCUCUAAUUUUAGCCAAUCUUCUUUUCAUCGAUUUUUAAAUUGGUCCUACUCUUCAAUUUUGUUCAGAGAAUUCCAUGCAGUACUUUUAUCACUCUGAUCACAAAAUAAGAAGGAAUCUUGCAACACUUCUAAAGCCCUCUGGCAAAGUGCCAAGAAAUGAAACAAAAGCUUUAGAUGUUGAGUUAGCUAAUUCUGUACCCUCUCGGACUAAGAUUCAUCAUAGUUAAAGAAAGUAUCACGAGAAACAUUCUUAUUCUAAAUUCAACAUUUAUUAUUCUAAAUUUCUAAAGAAUCAAUAUUCAUGAAUCUCUCUAUACUUUUGUGUAUUUUUUUCCUCGCGGAUAAAUCUGUCAAAUAUUUUCUUAAUGCACUUUUCUUCCGUGUGCGCACUAAUUAUUCACGCAUUCCGUAGAAAUAUAUUUCUGUUAACGUCAAGGUUGAUGUUGAUUUUAUUCAAAUGUUCUAUUGAUUUCAAUGGUUGAGAAAACUUAUUAUUAAGUCAUAUUUGUCAUUUAUCUAAUAAACUUGUAAGCACAGUAAAUUAUUCUUGUUUCGUAACUGUUAUAUGAACCUGUUAUCUGGUUAUCAAUUUAAAUCAUUGAAUUUCCAACUUGCAUAAUUCAUGCAUUAACUUUUCAAAGAAAUGUUCAAUUUAGGAGUGAACUGUUUGCCUAAUGAUAAAUGCAAUUAAUAUCUGUUGAUAAGAAGCUAAUCUUUUCUCGGAAUUCCCUUCAACUUGGUCCACACUCCAAUUCUCUUAUCAGACUAACCCCGAGUAUCAUGCUCGAGCAAAUAACUUUUCGCCGUUUGAAAUCCACUGAGUUAUGUAACUGAGAAGUCGAAUCAAUCAGAAUUUCUUCAUGCUUCGCUCUCUUCAUGUACGUCAUAUAAAUAAUGAUAAUAUAAUAUUACGAGAAAGUGCAGCGUGACUCAGGGGUGCAAUGGCCGAUCAAUAAUCUCAGUUUGUUUAUAAAUAUUACUAUAGUCGAUCUUUUGAAAUGGUUUUUUUUUUUUUAAAUACUAAAAUCGUACAUUUUUCCUCAUCAAUGCUAAUUGCUGCCGCUUUUCACACUGAAAGCACUUUGAUAUCUUUCGAAAGUAUCGUAGACUUUCAAAACAAACAAAUGUAGCGAUGAUAGGUAAAGAGUGUUCAAAAAUAUAAAUUUUUUAUAAGAAAAAUCAUGAAAUGGCACAAAUCUAAACUUCUUGCUAUGGAAGAUCUCAGAACCUGAUCUUGAAAAUAUAAAAUAGGAUUUUUCACCAAUUUCAGAAGGUCAAAUUCUGAGCCAAGAAUGAGAUUUUUGCCAAGAAAAAAUAUUGAUACAAUUUUUUAUGUCAGUUUCGAUUGUCCGUAAGGUUUUUUCGCGCCCUGCGGUGUUCAGGCUGUGCGUGAAAUGGCCGAGGAUGCGAAACAAUGUCGUUUAGAGAGUCUACUGAUUUUGCUAGUUUUUAGUCGAUAUUGUACAAUUAACGACGCGUAUAUAUUAUAUCCAGAUGUGUAACGAAAAUUACGCACUGAUCCGACACGCGUAGUGUCGAUAUAUACACUCACACACAGGUGCGCGCGCGUGCCAACGUUAUAUUUAAAUAAUGUAUGAACUGUACGAAUAAAAAAAAGUGUAUAAUACCGCAAAGCUGUGAAUAUUUUCUUCUUUCGCAAAAAACCGAUGAAAGCAAAGAUAUCAAACUUUUUUUACUCGUCUUAUCGUUCAAACCAAUUUUCUACCGUGCGAGCGCCCUUGCGUGGACAAUGAAGACUAAAUAUCGUUUUCGAUACAUUAUAUAUUGCCGGUCUCAGGAAUCUGAUUGUGACGAUUGUCGAAAAUGUAGAUAAUUCGCUAUUUAGCAUCUGCCGAAGAAACAGAAAUCUAUACUGUGGGUUUAAAAAUAAUUUAAAUGCAGAAGAGAAAUAACAUUUUAUGUAGAGGUUUGCGAAAAAUCGAAAACUGUGGAUCGAGUCGACUUUUCUUUGAAUUGGAUCGCGUUCAGUCGAAACUUUUGGGUUCUCAAGCAUUUUUGGGCUCUCGAACAAUUUUUCUUUCAUGGAAAGUUUCUGAUUCUCAGAACCAUUUCAGGUUCUGGAACAGUGACAUUAUUUUCUAUUCAGGGAAAAAAGAAUGAAGAAAAAUCGGAAAAUUUUCGAGCUUGAAUCCAAACUCGACCCGAUCGAGCUCCAGGUUUCGGAUUUUGUGUACAACCCAAAUUUUCUGUACUUGUGUUAGUUUUAAGCAAUUGCAAGAUUUUAAAAAGGGUGGAGUAGUCUAGAUCGAGGUAAUUGGACAAUGCGCGCGAGGUUCAUGUUUACCUUGUAUAAUGUUAUACAUAUACGUGUCCAUAUUCUUAUCGUUGCUAUUCCAAUACAGCAAAAUCGCUAAUAAUUCUCUGCAUAUUAUGUAUAAUUCUGUGAUGGAUUAUAAUAUAAUAUAUAGUGAUUAAUAGUAACUGCAACUGUCAUCAGGCUACCGUCUAGUGUUUAGAAAAGUACUAUUCUAUACCGAUUAACUUAAUAGGCCUUACACAAGGACGAGACUAUACGAAGCGAUAUUAAUGUACCAGAAAGAGUAUGUAAGAAAGACACUAAGGUAGACACAUACACCCACACAAAACGGACAUAUAUUACUUGUACACACAUCGUACGCUAUCCGUGCGCGUUCAUAAAAAAAAGCAGAGCUGACAAACAAGUACAAUUUUAGGGCCACGAAGAGCGGACGAUGAAAUUCGUAGAAGCUUAGAAAUUUGCAUCAACUUGCCGAAAUUCUUCAAAAGAGUCUUGUAAAACGAGAGUUGGGUCCUGGAUAGGAAUUUCUCUUUCCUAAAGACAAUGUUUCGGCAAAGGAAGAACUAUGAUUUUUGUGAUAUAUUUUUUAAUAACUUGUGAUAUAACGAUGUGAUCUCUUCUUUCCUGAAUCUAAAAACAAAGAAAGUCACAUAUCAAGUUAGCUGAGUGCCGAGAUACUGGCUUUAUCAGUUCUCUUGCAAACGAAACACGAUUUAAAUGUUAGUUCAAUUUAAAUUGUUUUUUCAUUUUUUAUUAUUUGAUUCUGUGGAGAAUUUCGACAAGGAAAUAUUGUAGAUUUCGAGAGGCUUAGUUUAAGCACCUAAUAAUGAUCAGAGAGUACUUAGGAAAUGUUUAUUUCUUCAGAGCGGCGCUCCCUCUCUAAUAUAAGGUACCUAAUACAAAAGUGGGAUCAGAGUAGAGAGAAAAAGCGACUUCAAAAUAUACAACAUUCGUUUUUCGAUUCUAAAUUCAAGACUGUCACUAAACUUUAAGGCGAUGAAAAAAAAAAUGUCUCUGAAAUUUAAUUUUUUUAAAUCUAAUAGAAACGCAUUUGGAAAAGUUUCAGAGCCAUUGAGAAAAUUAUCGAUGUAGCGAGGUAAAGAUUGAAACUCGUUUCAUUGAGGUCCUUCUUCUUUCCGAAAAGAAUUUUAAAAUAUAAAGAUAGAGGUAAAUUACGUAACCGCUAGAUUUAUCCAUGGGGUAUUUUAUAUUUGUUAUUGGUAUUUUAAAAUUCACAUCAGCUACUGUAGAGUUUACAAUUUUUUUCCCAUUUCUAUACUAAGUUUUAAAAAUGUAUAACUAUGUCUAAAUUAUAAAAUUAAUUGUCAACAAUCUCGAUGAAGUCGGAUUUCGUCUGAAAUGUCACAGACGCGCGUCAUCCAGCUGGUGUAAUUAUUAUCCUGCACAUUGCAUAUCGGAAGAAAAAAGACAUUGGCCAAAGCGACACACGCGCACGGAAAUCGAAGUAAAUAAAAGUAAAUUUAAAUUAAAUUCCACCUUCUAUUAAUUACAGAUGAAUCUAAGGAUAAUCAUAAUUAUUAUCGUAAUGCUACUGUUUAAACUUAACAUUAUCCACGUUUGUAUAUUAAGGAGAAAAGCAGAAAAAAAGAGAUAGUGUGUGUGAGAGAGAAAUGAAGAGAGAGAGAGAGAGAGAAUGUUCUAUUUUCAACGGCGUACAUUAUCACGAACACAUUGGGAAAAAAAUUUUAAUUGGGCGCCAAACUGGUUGAUUAUUUUUAAUUCUUUGACAUGCCCAUGGAUAGAAUAUUUAUAUAUUUACGUAUGUAUGUACGUGUAUAUGUAUAUGCGCUUAUAUACGUAUAUGCAUAUAUUACUGUAUGUAAAAGAAAUGUGUUAAACGAAUCUAUGCAUAAAAUGUGAGAAAUAAAUAUCAUUGUAAAUGCCGACACUCAAGAAUUUUACUUCUCUUUUGCUUCCUGACGUCCUUCCUGAAAAAUCCCUUCUUAUAGCGAGAAAAAGUAUUAAUAUGUUGGUGUAUAGAAUUAGCAAUUGUUGUAAUUUUUUUAAUAAAUGCGUGUUUUUAUUAUUAAACUGUA